Molecule: messenger RNA, 5677 nt
Organism: Melanotaenia boesemani (Boeseman's rainbowfish)
Lineage: Eukaryota; Metazoa; Chordata; Actinopteri; Atheriniformes; Melanotaeniidae
Gene: flt4
Product: fms related receptor tyrosine kinase 4
Exons: 30
Coding region: 294-4493 (1399 amino acids)
Biological process (GO): positive regulation of kinase activity; multicellular organism development; protein phosphorylation
Cellular component (GO): signaling receptor complex
Molecular function (GO): transmembrane receptor protein tyrosine kinase activity; ATP binding
Source: RefSeq, a predicted model, not a curated record
AAAGGAAAGGGAAAUCACUAAUUUCUUUCAGUGCCUUGUGCAUCCUCUGGACAAGAGGGGGGAAAAGUUUUUUUUUUUCCUCCCCAGUUUCUUUUCCUCCGCAGUCCUGCUCUCAGCAGAGUAACCCGCAUAUACGCUUCAACCGGCCGAGCUUCACCUGAGUUCCCCCCACCAUCCCACCCAUACUUUGCCUCCAAAUAUUCAUUCAAACCCCCUCCUCAAAAGUUUUUUUCCCUGCAGCAUUAACGCCAGCAACGCUCAAGCUUCUGUUCUUCUGGACCGGAGAUCUGGAGAUGAAGACAGAUUUUACGUUUUUCUGUCGGACUUGGAUUGGAAUAGCGUACACCUCAGGUCUGGUGAUAGGCUUUUCUAUGACUCCACCCAUCCUUGACAGCUCCAGAGACGAUCUAGUGAUUCCAGUCCACACAACACUCUCUAUUACAUGCAGGGGACAGAGUGCUCUAGCCUGGACCUGGCCUGACAAAGAGCUGGCUAGACAGGAGCUAACAGUCCGUCAGGCCCAGCAACCAAACACCAGGCUCCCUGGGCAAAGAGUGGCCUUAAUCAGUGAGUGUCCAGGGCAGCCGGGAAAGCCAUACUGCAAGAGGCUGGACCUGAAUGAGCCGCAGGGCCAGGAUACAGGCUACUACCGCUGUUAUUAUAAAGAUGUCAAGGCCAUCAUUGAUGGCACCACUGCUGUCAGUGUUUAUGUCUUUGUCAGAGACCCGGAGAAUCCCUUCCUGAAAAGAGCCAGCUCCAGCGAGAGCAACGCAAAUAACCUGGAGACCAUUCUCAUCACACGCUUCUCUACCCAUGUCAUAGUGCCAUGUCUGGUCACAGUGCCUGAUCUGAACGUCACUCUCUUCUCGUAUUCAACAGGUCUGGAAUUGAACGGGAUAACAUGGAACAACAAGCAAGGCUGGAUCAUUCCCAGACAAGUCAUAGACACUGUGCCGAUGGUCAUAGUUUCAUGUGUGGCUAAGCUUGAUGGCAAAGAGUAUCACUCUGCCAACUACCUAAUGCACACUACAGGAAGUCAGGUUUACGAUGUCAAGCUGUUUCCUGAGGACCCGGUAGAGCUGAUGGUGGGGGAGCCCCUCACCCUGAACUGCACGGCAAUGGUGGAGUUCAAUGCUGGGGUGGAAAUGCAUUGGUCCUAUCCUGGUAAACAGAUGAACAGUUGUGUGGAGACUAAGCAACAUCGAGAAGCUUUGUCACAUGCCACAGAGGCUGUUCGCAUCCUGACUAUCCACAGUGUCAAUGUCACAGACACUGGGCCGUACAUCUGCAAUGUCACCACCAUGGAAGACACACAAACUGUACAGACUCAAGUCAUAGUUCAUGAAAGACCAUUCAUCAACCUUGACUACAAAGAUGGACCUGCAGUGGAGGUAACCGCUGGGCAGAAGUCAUUCAAACUACAAGUUAACGUCUCUGCUUUUCCCACACCUGAAACACGAUGGUAUAAAGACGGAGAGCUGAUAAACCAGCGCCCAGAGUUCAAGAUGAAAAGGAUGAGGAUGCACUCUAACUACGCUUUGGAGAUUAAGGAGGUUCAUCAGGAGGAUUCUGGGACGUACACGGUGCUGCUGAAAAACAGUGCCGCUGAACUGGAGAAGAGGCUCAGCAUCACGCUUGUUGUCAAUGUUCCCCCACAUAUUCAUGAGAAAGAAGUGGCAAAUCCUUCCAGCCCUUACCCACGUGGCAGCAGCCAGACGCUAACAUGUACUACCUAUGGCCUCCCUGCUCCAAACAUCACCUGGCAAUGGAGGACCUGGGGCCCCUGUGUCCUCAACAGCACCCAAAGCCGACUGGUUCGACGAGACAGGAAGGGCCGGAGUGACAGGAUCGCAGACUGUCAGAACUGGCAGGGCAUUAACUCAGAAAACGCCAUGAAUGAAAUUGAAUCUUUCGAAACGUCUGUUGAAGUAGUGGAUAAACGACAAAAGAUAGUGAGCAGGCUUCAAAUUCGCAAUGCCAGUGUUUCUGUCAUGUACAAGUGCUCUGCUGAAAACAAAGUGGGAAAAGAUGAGCGGCUCAUCUACUUCUAUGUAACCACCAUCCCUGAGGGCUUCAGUGUGGACGUUCAUCCCACUGAAAAUCCCCUGGAACAGGAGAAAGUGUCCCUCUGCUGCAGUGCAGACAACUACACCUAUGAUCAGCUACAAUGGUACCGCCUUGACCCCCAGGCCCUCCAGGAUCAGCAGGGUAAACCCCAGGAGUUGGACUGCAGGAGUGUGCAUCUCUUCGCCAAACCACUUGAAGGCCAGCCCACCUUUCAGGAGUACUCCAACAGCUGGGUCUUGGACUACACUAUUGAGUCCAUACGACUGCAGGAUGAGGGACAUUACGUGUGCAAGACUCAGAGCAGACGCAGCGGGGAGAAGCAGUGCCUGUUCAGAUACAUCUCUGUCAAAGCCUUGGAGGCACCUCGGUACAAGCGCAGCCUCACCAAUCAGACGGUGAAUGUGACCGAGUCUCUGCGAAUGGAGUGUGACGUGGAGGGCAGACCUCUGCCCCGUCUCUCCUGGUUCAAAGACAACCAGCCUCUCCACCAAAUGUCAGGGAUCCAGCUACAGGAUUCAAACCGCACGCUCAGUAUCCAGCGUGUCAGAGAGGAGGAUGCCGGACUCUACACCUGCACCGCCUGCAACAAGCGAGGCUGUGUCAAUUCCUCAGCAGCUGUCAGGGUCGUUGGUUCAAGUGACAAGGCCAAUGUGGAGAUUGUUAUUCUCAUUGGAACUGGAGUCAUUGCUGUUUUUUUCUGGGCCUUGCUCAUCCUCAUCUUCUGCAAUGUCAAACGGGUUAACCCAGCAGACAUCAAGACAGGCUAUCUGUCAAUCAUAAUGGACCCUGGGGAGGUGCCGCUGGAUGAGCAGUGUGAAUACCUGCCCUAUGACUCGUCACAGUGGGAAAUCUCCAGAGACAGACUCCGCUUGGGGAAGGUUUUAGGCCACGGUGCCUUUGGAAAAGUAAUGGAAGCAUCCAUCUACAGCAUCAACAAGAGCAACAGUUUGAACACAGUGGCUGUGAAGAUGCUGAAGGAUGGAGCCACAGCAAGUGAACAUAAGGCCUUGAUGUCAGAGUUAAAGAUACUGAUUCACAUUGGUAAUCAUCUGAAUGUGGUGAACCUGUUAGGAGCCUGCACCAAAACAAAUGGUCCGCUGAUGGUGAUAGUGGAAUACUGCAAGUAUGGGAAUCUGUCCAACUUCCUGCGAGCCAAGAGAGAGUUCUUCCUUCCCUACAGGGAUCGGUCUCCAAAAACCCAGAGCCAAGUGAGGCGGAUGAUUGAAGCGGGUCAGAUGGACCAAAGAGCUCGGCAGCCACCUCCUGCAUCCUCCUCCCCUCUCAGCAGUCCUCAGGCGUCAUCCAAGGCGACCAACCAGAGUCCUGCGGUGGAGAACAUGGAAGAUUUGUGGAAAACCCCGCUGACAAUAGAAGAUUUAAUUUGCUACAGUUUCCAGGUUGCUCGUGGGAUGGAGUUCCUGGCCUCCAGAAAGUGUAUCCACAGAGACUUAGCAGCCCGGAACAUUCUCCUGUCAGAGGACAACAUUGUGAAGAUCUGUGACUUUGGCUUGGCCAGAGACAUAUACAAAGACCCCGACUACGUCAGGAAAGGCAAUGCUCGUCUGCCUUUAAAGUGGAUGGCUCCGGAGAGCAUCUUUGACAAAGUGUACACCAGCCAGAGCGAUGUGUGGUCCUUUGGAGUCCUCCUCUGGGAAAUCUUUUCACUCGGUGCGUCUCCAUACCCAGGGGUGCAGAUUGAUGAAGACUUUUGUAAACGAUUGAAAGACGGCGUCAGGAUGAGAGCACCGGAAACCGCCUCCCCUGAAAUAUAUGGCAUCAUGCUGGCCUGCUGGCAGGGUGAGCCCAAAGAGAGGCCGACUUUUCCGGCUCUGGUUCAGAUCCUGGGAGACCUGCUGCAGGACAACAGCCUACCUGAUGGAAAGGAUUACAUCCCACUGAACCACUCUCAGAGCUCAGAAGAUGACGGGUUCUCGCAGGCGUCAUCCCGCCCUGCAUCAGAGGAAGAACUGAGACUGGCUUGCAACACUUUGCCCACAAGGUAUUAUAACUGUGUGCCCUUUGCCGGCUGUAUGUUCAUGGGACCCUCUAAGAUAUGCCAGCCCCGAGUGAAGACAUUUGAAGAGUCGUCCCUAGAGAUGCAUCCACAAAAAGCUCCUCAAGACAACCAGACUGACAGCGGGAUGGUUCUGGCCUCUGAAGAAUUUGAGAGAAUUGAGCACAACCACAGGGGUGCCAUCUUAAAAAGUCGUAUGAGCAGCACCAGCAGCACUGAACCUCUGAUGGCCUCCCACAGCUCCUCAGGUCAGAGCGGCGGUACCGGCAACUCCAUGCACCGUCCUAACUUCUUCAGCCAGCUCUCAGGACAGACCUUCUAUAAUAACGAGUAUGGACACCUGUCUGAGGAGGGCUUCUGUGACUUCUACUCGCCUCCAGACACCCCUUGUCUGGCCUCUUCGAAUGUGUAAUCUUCUCAAAGAUGCAAACCAAAGACUGAAGUCUUUUGUAGAUGCAGAUGAGAGUAACAUCCCAGUAUUUACAUGAAUGAACACACGGUUACAGAUCUUUUCGACCAGAGCUGGCUUCUACUUCUCUCUUAAGUUCUUUUCUCCUCUUGGGCGGCUGCCUCAUCGAAUGGACUGAGCUAUUUGUGCCUGAAGUUCCUCUAACCAGCCACUGGGUGGCAGCAUUAUGACAGAAACAAUCCAUAAGUAUUUUCUAUUUUCUAUUCAUACAUUUAUAUUUUUAUCUUUUAUAUACAGAAUAUUCUUUCUUUAUUUUUGCAAGUUAUGACUCAUAGGAAGAAAUAAAGAAAUUUAUCAUCUUUUUAUGUCUCACUGAUGUGACAGAGCUGGAUCUGUUAUUAUUUCUGUUAAAUAAACUCUUUAAAUAUAAAUUUGGCCAAAAUUAGUGAUAGUUGCAAUGAAUAAGUCAGAGUUUUGAGGUAUCUGUGUCAUUUAUUGGAGGUGGACACGCUUGGAUAUUUUCCACCGCUAACAAGUGACGAAGGUAAACAGAGAUGUAGGGCGACUGGAGGAGUGAGUCACACUAAGCACCUCUUAUCAGAGGUGGACGUAAGCAUGAUGAUAGCUGUAACAGCUUAGCGCUGUCUUAGAUGCUCACAUCACAAAUGACAACCUGCGGGGUGUUGGCUCAGGCUGCCAGCUGAGGCAAAUGAGCAGUGUCUGAGAGCAAAGUCCACCUCUUUCGCACACACUUAGUUACAUCCACAACAGCUUAGCAACACAAAAUCAGAGGUUCCAUUUUCAGUUCUAUUUUCUAUGAAUCAUCACUGAUAAGGGUGCCCAGACAUUAUGAGGCGACGUCUGGCUGAAAAAGGCAGCAGACUGACAACUUUGUUUCAUUAUUCCAAUCAAAUAUCAUUUACUAUUCCGGGCUGGAAGGACCUGUUUUGUAGGUUGAGUUUAUCCUAAUGUCUAUUUUCUCAUGUAAUCUCAGAGGAAUAACCAGUUCUUUUAGAAGCCAAAUUAUAAAGCAUACAACACUAACCUUCAUGUUACCUUUAGUUGAUGAACACAAUACAGAGAAAUGGAUUCAUUUUAAAGUGGAAGAGCAGGUUUUGAGAGAUGAUCGCUAUCCUGUUGCUGAAACAGUGGAUGUAACAGUACACACACAAUAAAAUAAAAUAAAA